Messenger RNA from Linum tenue, 1335 nucleotides. NCBI's taxonomy places the organism in Eukaryota, Viridiplantae, Streptophyta, Magnoliopsida, Malpighiales, Linaceae. The record is from the annotation of a GenBank genome assembly.
AAGAGUGUAAGACUGAGACCUAGACAAUGACGAUGACGUUGUUCAGUGGCAGAGCCAGUGGCUACUACUGCUGCUCUUCCUCGUUCACACCGUCCUUCAUCCAACCUGUCAAGAAUAUUAAUAAUGCUGCAGCCAAUCCCCUACCAAACUCUCCUCCACCUCCUCCUUCCCGCCUUCUUCUCCGUUCGUCCGCUGCCGCCGCCGCCACCUCCUUCGGCUGUUUUCCUCUUCGAGCUGCAGUCUCCGUAGUCAGCGAUGAAUACGCGUAUCCUUCGCCCUCUCCAUCCGCCCCUGGUUUCGAUUCCGUCACCCGCCGCCUCAUUCUCCUCCGCCAUGCUCACAGUUCCUUCACACAGCCUACCUUGCGAGACCACGAUCGUCCGCUUACCUCAACUGGACAAUCUGACGCCGCCAAAGUCGCGCUUAAGCUUCAACAGCUUGGUUGGAUGCCUCAGCUCAUCUUACUAAGUGACGCCGCGAGAACUAGAGAAACGCUCAAGAUAAUGCAGGAGAGCGUCCCGACAUUUUUGGAUGCAGAGGUUCGUUUCAUCCCCAGCUUCUACUCCAUCGCAGCCAUGGAUGGGCAGACUGCUGGGCACCUCCAGCUCUCCGUCUGCAAGCAUUCAACCGACGACUUACUCACCGUCAUGUGCAUGGGACAUAAUAGGGGAUGGGAGGAAGCGGCAUCUAUCUUUACUGGCACCACAGUUGAACUCAAGACCUGCAAUGCUGCUUUGCUUGAAGCUACUGGAAAAUCUUGGGAAGAGGCAUUUGCAUUGGCAGGGCUGGGUGGGUGGAAGCUUCAAGGAAUAGUGAAACCAAGUGAUGGGAUAGUAUAGUUAUGUGCAGUUGGAGAAGGGGGAGGAGGAGGGUGGAAUGCAUUGCUUGCUUAUCCUCAACCACCACCACUGGACGAGUUUGCUUCCCGGAAACGAAAUGAUUAAGAUAGGACCAAUGGCGUCGUUGUCUUCCAUCCCACGGGCUGUUGCCUUCCAGGACUAAUUAUCUCGACCAGAUCAGAUCAGAUGGAGAGGUCGAAAACUGUAGAUGGGAAGGAAAUAUAAGAAGGCGGCGAUGGCUUGCCUGGAGUCUUUUUGAGGGAUGGAAGGAAGAGGGUUUGUUUUCUGCGCGUGUUGUAGCCUGUAGGUAGAGAGAAGUAAUUUGUAGAGGACCAUUUAUAGCUUGCUUUUUACCUGCUUAGUAAAUCAUAACAGGCUUGGUCUGCAACGAGAAGUCCUUUGAUUCACCCCUCCAAUUUGUUUUGGAACCUGUUACUUUUAUGGGUAAAUGGCAAGUAUGGUCACUGGAAUUACUAUGGGGUCGUUUGGAUGUGGA